AUGAGGAGCCAUGGGCGCUCUGACAAGUCCUCUGAGAAGUCCUCUGACAAGUCCUCUGACAAGUCCUCUGACAAGUCCUCUGACAAGUCCUCUGACAAGUCCUCUGACAAGUCCUCUGACAAGUCCUCUGACAAGUCCUCUGACAAGUCCUCUGACAAGUCCUCUGACAAGUCCUCUGACAAGUCCUCUGACAAGUCCUCUGAGAAGUCCUCUGAGAAGUCCUCUGACAAGUCCUCUGACAAGUCCUCUGACAAGUCCUCUGACAAGUCCUCUGACAAGUCCUCUGACAAGUCCUCUGAGAAGUCCUCUGAAGUCUCUCACUCUGACAAGUCCUCUGACAAGUCCUCUGAGAAGUCCUCUGAAUCCUCUGAGAAGUCCUCUGACAAGUCCUCUGACAAGUCCUCUGAGAAGUCCUCUGACAAGUCCUCUGACAAGUCCUCUGACAAGUCCUCUGAGAAGUCCUCUGACAAGUCCUCUGACAAGUCCUCUGACAAGUCCUCUGACAAGUCCUCUGACAAGUCCUCUGACAAGUCCUCUGACAAGUCCUCUGACAAGUCCUCUGACAAGUCCUCUGACAAGUCCUCUGAGAAGUCCUCUGACAAGUCCUCUGACAAGUCCUCUGACAAGUCCUCUGAGAAGUCCUCUGACAAGUCCUCUGAAAGUCCUCAAUCCUCUGACAAGUCCUCUGACAAGUCCUCUGAGAAGUCCUCUGAGAAGUCCUCUGACAAGUCCUCUGACAAGUCCUCUGAGAAGUCCUCUGACAAGUCCUCUGACAAGUCCUCUGACAAGUCCUCUGAGAAGUCCUCUGACAAGUCCUCUGACAAGUCCUCUGAGAAGUCCUCUGACAAGUCCUCUGACAAGUCCUCUGACAAGUCCUCUGACAAGUCCUCUGACAAGUCCUCUGAGAAGUCCUCUGACAAGUCCUCUGACAAGUCCUCUGACAAGUCCUCUGAGAAGUCCUCUGAGAAGUCCUCUGAGAAGUCCUCUGACAAGUCCUCUGACAAGUCCUCUGACAAGUCCUCUGACAAGUCCUCUGACAAGUCCUCUGACAAGUCCUCUGAGAAGUCCUCUGAGAAGUCCUCUGACAAGUCCUCUGACAAGUCCUCUGACAAGUCCUCUGACAAGUCCUCUGACAAGUCCUCUGACAAGUCCUCUGAGAAGUCCUCUGAGAAGUCCUCUGACAAGUCCUCUGACAAGUCCUCUGACAAGUCCUCUGACAAGUCCUCUGAGAAGUCCUCUGAGAAGUCCUCUGACAAGUCCUCUGACAAGUCCUCUGAGAAGUCCUCUGACAAGUCCUCUGACAAGUCCUCUGAGAAGUCCUCUGACAAGUCCUCUGACAAGUCCUCUGAGAAGUCCUCUGAGAAGUCCUCUGACAAGUCCUCUGAAAGUCCUCUGAGAAGUCCUCUGACAAGUCCUCUGACAAGUCCUCUGACAAGUCCUCUGACAAGUCCUCUGACAAGUCCUCUGACAAGUCCUCUGACAAGUCCUCUGACAAGUCCUCUGACAAGUCCUCUGACAAGUCCUCUGACAAGUCCUCUGACAAGUCCUCUGACAAGUCCUCUGACAAGUCCUCUGAAAUCCUCUGACAAGUCCUCUGACAAGUCCUCUGACAAGUCCUCUGAGAAGUCCUCUGACAAGUCCUCUGACAAGUCCUCUGACAAGUCCUCUGAGAAGUCCUCUGACAAGUCCUCUGACAAGUCCUCUGACAAGUCCUCUGACAAGUCCUCUGACAAGUCCUCUGACAAGUCCUCUGACAAGUCCUCUGACAAGUCCUCUGACAAGUCCUCUGACAAGUCCUCUGACAAGUCCUCUGAGAAGUCCUCUGAGAAGUCCUCUGACAAGUCCUCUGACAAGUCCUCUGAAGUCCUGAAGUCCUCUGACAAGUCCUCUGACAAGUCCUCUGAGAAGUCCUCUGACAAGUCCUCUGAGAAGUCCUCUGAGAAGUCCUCUGACAAGUCCUCUGAGAAGUCCUCUGAGAAGUCCUCUGACAAGUCCUCUGACAAGUCCUCUGACAAGUCCUCUGACAAGUCCUCUGAGAAGUCCUCUGACAAGUCCUCUGAGAAGUCCUCUGAGAAGUCCUCUGAGAAGUCCUCUGACAAGUCCUCUGACAAGUCCUCUGACAAGUCCUCUGACAAGUCCUCUGAGAAGUCCUCUGACAAGUCCUCUGACAAGUCCUCUGACAAGUCCUCUGAGAAGUCCUCUCUGUGUCUCUGCUCAGACUGCUUUUGA
Messenger RNA from Knipowitschia caucasica, 2229 nucleotides. NCBI's taxonomy places the organism in Eukaryota, Metazoa, Chordata, Actinopteri, Gobiiformes, Gobiidae. The record is from the annotation of a GenBank genome assembly.